AUGCAAGCACCAGGGAAAAUAUCUUAUUUUGUAGCGAGGCAUCUUCGGCAUCAAUUUUCUUCAUAUGAUUCAGGAUAUGCUAUUCUAGUGGUGGCAAUUCUAUUUACUUUUCUUGUGUUGAUGCUUCUCUUCCUUACUUCCUCACGUGAUCCGGGCAUUAUUCCAAGGAAUUCACAUCAACCAGAGAAAGAGUUACGCUACGAAUCUGUUGAUGGUGGGGGUGGCCGACAAACGCCUAGCCUUCAGUUUUCCCGAAUAAAAGAUGUAAUAAUCAAUGGCCAUACUAUAAGGGUAAAGUACUGUGAAACUUGUAUGCUGUAUCGACCUCUGCGUUGCUUGCAUUGCUCCAUUUGCAACAACUGUGUUGAGCAUUUCGACCACCAUUGUCCUUGGGUGGGACAAUGUAUUGGUCUGAGGAACUACCAUUACUUAUUUCUAUUUGUUUCUUCAGCAACUCUACUCUGCAUCUAUGUCUUUUCCAUCUCAGAUUACUAUAUCAAGGUUCGGGUGGAUAACUAUGAUGGCACAGUUUGGAAGGCAAUGAAAGAAUCCCCUGCAUCUGUGAUACUCAUGGCUUAUUGUUUCAUCUCUCUGUGGUUUGUUGGUGGACUAACUGGUUUUCAUUUGUACCUUAUAGGCACAAACCAGGUGAGUUUAAAUCUUUUUACAUUUCUUGUUUUGAUACCUUAA
This is a messenger RNA of Arachis ipaensis, 690 nucleotides long. The record is from RefSeq and is a predicted model, not a curated record. Lineage: Eukaryota; Viridiplantae; Streptophyta; Magnoliopsida; Fabales; Fabaceae.